AUGCCUGGACAACUGCGAGACUUUGUCACCAUCGAAACCCUUGCUGCAGCCCUCUCUAAAUUUUGCAUUUUAGGCCUGCGGAAUGGAACAUACUGGCUCACGGUUCAUGGCUCAUUUGUAGCAUGUACAACUCAUGAGUAUGUGCUUGCGGCCCGAAUCACUGACCUAGUGAUCUCCUUCAAUGUCGGCGCAGCCUUCAACGUGCUUGAUAGCGUCGAACUAAGCUACGCGCAGUUGCAGCUCCAGCCUGUAGCUGCAAAUGGGAAGGCAUGGCUGGGAGCUGACCGACUUUGGAUUGCAUUAACACCAACUCCACUGGCCACUUCAUUCCACCGACACAUGCGAAGUCACAAAAAUCAUAUGCACACCUCCGAAUCCACCGAAAUUAUUGCAUUGCCGUUAGGCAUUUUAGACUUGUGUCAACCUUUUUGCGCACUGGUCAAUCGGCCUUUAUUGAUCUACGUAUUCACCAUGUCUUCUCUAGCUUUUCGACCCCGCGGGCUUAUCAAGAGUCCGAUAAUGGAGGUUUUGUAUCGCAAAGCUCAUAUUGCGAACGUCUUUACUGGAAUUACUGAUCCUAAAGAGUAUGAAACAACCGCUCUUGCGGAAGUUAUGUUCUAUACCGAAUUCACCGUCGCCGAGAACUUUAUAGUGAAUAUUCAGUACCCGCCUGCACCUGGAUCCACGCUCGGUGCGGCCAUGCCAUCAGAUAUCUGGAAACGGACCAGAACAAAUCAAGCGUUCAGUUUGAAAGCACUAGAAAAACAGGCCAGCGACUACUGUAAAGUAUACCUUGAGAGGGAACAUGACAUACCGUUCGUUAUGGAAAUAUUGGCGUGA
This is a messenger RNA of Lindgomyces ingoldianus, 840 nucleotides long. RefSeq lists its product as uncharacterized. The transcript is spliced from 7 exons. Bases 1 to 840 code for a protein of 279 amino acids. Lineage: Eukaryota; Fungi; Ascomycota; Dothideomycetes; Pleosporales; Lindgomycetaceae. The record is from RefSeq and is a predicted model, not a curated record.